GCAGGUGCACAUUCCCACACAGGUCGCACGUGCGUCUCCAGUGACCCUCACCUACUUCUUGGGGCCCGUUAACCGAAACUACCUUCAUUUCAUUCUUCGCCUUCAUUCCUCUCUCUCCAUCACAGAGCACACACACACAGAGUGCGGGGACGUGUGUGAUGCAUGCGCAUCGAUCUGCACCCAUGCUCUCCGCCUGCGUAUUUAUUGGAGGGAGGUGCCACCGGAAACGCACUAACGGUAAAUAAAUAAGUGCGACCCAACUGAAAGCCGAUCAAGAUCAAAAAGCAAAGACAGGGAAACACAAAAGAAGAAAGAAAAAGGAUCCACUGUGUGUGUGUGUAAGGCUGCUGAAGCUCCACAAUGCAGGCGCACAUUUUGGGUCUCCUCCUUGCAUCGGUUUGGAGCGAGUGCACCGGUCUCGGAAAUUGGUGCUAUCAGUCCCAGGUGACCUGUGAGUCACGCUGCGUAGGACCAGAUGCUUGGUCUGAAGUGGGUAAAGACUGCAUGAAAAACAGACAGUCACCCAUUAACAUCGUGACCAGGAAAACCGUGGUGGACGACAGUCUCACACCGCUCAAAUUCACUGGCUACCAAGAAGCCUUCAAUGGCAUCCUGGUAAACAAUGGACACACUGUGACAAUGUCUGUGACCCAUCUGGCAAGUGUGAGUGGGGGGAACCUUGGAGCCACUUACAAAGCCUUACAGUUUCACUUUCACUGGGGAGAAGAUGGAGGCCCUGGAUCUGAACACACCAUUGAUGGAGAACAGUACCCCAUGGAGAUGCAUAUUGUUCAUAUUAGGAACGAUUUUAAAUCUUUGGAAGAAGCAUUGAAGGACCCAAAGGGAGUGGCAGUGCUGGGAUUCUUUUAUGAGAAAUCAAAGAGUGCAAACAAAAAGUAUGAUGGACUCAUACAAGCUGUGAGGAAAGUGGAAAGUACUGAUACUAACACAACGGUCAGUGGUAUCUCCCUGAGUAAUCUCAUAUCCAGUGAGGAAAACAUGACCAAGUAUUUUCGUUAUGAAGGCUCUCUGACCACCCCGAACUGUACUGAGUCAGUGGUAUGGACAGUGUUUGAAAACCCCAUCCCACUGAGCAAAGACCAGCUUUCAGUAUUCUCCUCCUUGAAGUUCCAUGAUGACAAGAAGAUGAUCAAAACCUUCAGACCCGUGCAGCCACUCAAUGACCGUAAAGUGUACCGUUCCAGCAGCACUGUCAUCAUGCUCAGCUUCACUCUGCUCCUGAUGUGUGUAUGUUCAGCUCUGGGCCUUUUCCAGCACUACUAGAGGAUGAGCCGAGCCCCAGUCUGGCAGCACCACACACAGAACUGAAAAGUUAAACGGAUUGACAGCCACUUCUGUAUGUGCAUAUCACAGUGAACGCACUUUUGUUUUGGCCUCCAUCUUGGAGGUGAGACUUCAUUUCCACAUAGGCGCAUGAUAUGCUGGUGCUUAUCUGGAAAAGAACUGUGUUCAUUGCUAUCAAUAGAAACCCAGCUAAGUCCUUAGGAGAGAGGCAGAAAGGUUACAAAUGCCUGGCCUUUAUCUGUCUGAGGUAGAGCCAAACUGGAGCCUCAUGCACACACACACACACACACACACACGAGCAGUCAGCAUGUGACCAUUCGUCUGUCAGCAUAGCAUAAUUAUAAUAUGUAUAGGCUAGAUUUGUACACACACACGCGCGCACGGCUAAAGAAUGAUGAACACUUCACCAGGAUGUUCUGAGGUUAAUGACAUUUCUGAACCAAGCCGCUUCAUGAAUUACAGGCCACAAGUCAAAUCUGAUGUUAUUCUCCACAUACCCUCACUCUGGAAACUGAACAUUGGCAGUGACACAGGCCAUAAAGGUAAAACGAUUACAGUCACGUACACACAAUAUAAAUAGAUAAGUCUGAUCAUUUAAAGUGCAUUGUUGCUGAUUUAAAGGCAAAGUUCAGCCAGCAUUCUGCCAAAAAAAACCCAACCCCAAACUAUUUCCUUUUCGACUCAUGUUCAAAAUUCAAAGUAUUUCCUAACAAGCUGAAAUUAUCACAAACAUUCAGAGUGGAGUCAUUUUGGAGUGAAAAAAAGCAAGUUGUUUCCUUGGUGUCACGACAGAAGAUGGUGUCAUUAGCAUGUCGUAUUUUAACAUUUUUAUCAUGCUGAGCAACAGCAAUUUCCUUAGGAUGAAAGUUCUCAGAAACUGUCGAUGCCGACACCCGAGACAUUUACUUCCUCAUAGACAGUGCACCAGUAAGUACACAGUUCUUAUAAUACUUCUAUUCUGUUGGAGCUCGAUCAGCUCCAGGGGCGCCAUGGGGGGGAGUUAGGACAAUUCUAAGGGCCCAGUAUUGACAGAGGGCCCUCAGAGGACACUAUUAAUAUUAUUACCAUGUGUAAGUUAAUUUAAUAAAAAUAUUUUAAUAAUUUUGUCUCUUAAAAUGAGCAAAGACAACAAUCUUCUGGUUUGGGUUUCCAUUUUCUGCAAAAUUAUUAGGAUAGAUCAUCUUUAUAUUUCACCUCUGUCCCUAUUCAUUACAUGGUACAGUCUUGUGUUGGCAGAGCCGGAGCGUGACAGCACAUUAGGUUUGUUGCUUUCCAAUCCAGCACUAACGUCAGCUGCACAUGGUAGGAGCAGAAAUGAUGGUGAACACCAUCAUGAAGAAGUCGGGUUACCAGAAAUGUGUGUGUGUGUGUGUGUGUGCAAUAUUAUAUUCUUUCAUAGAGCCCAGAAUUUCUAGCAGUGCCCCUGAUCAGCUCAGUAACAUCAGAACUGAAUUAACUGCUAAACCUGAAUUAACAGCAAGCCAGUUAGACAACUCAGCAGCUAGCUAAUCUAGCUAAUGUUAAUUUGUCCAACUAGCAAGUUGGCUGCCUGACUAGCAGGCUAAUAAUUAUGCAUAUAAUAGAACAUAGAAAGAAUUAAUUAAUGAAAUAUUACUAGUAUAUAUCAACUGUCAUUUAACAACACCAGCCUACACACUAAUUCAAACUAGCGAAUGUUACCAGCAAACAUUUAGAGGUUGAUUCAAUCCUGACAAUUCGUCACUUAAAUUUUUACUGAAGCAGCAUAAUCCAAACCUCUCACAGGUUUUCUGUCUCCGGUGUGGCGUACAGUCAUUUUGGAGGCUUUUUAAACUCCAAGCUGAAGAGAUUCUACUUUUUAGGGGAUGGAUGUAUAUCAUAAGGCACCUUCGCAAUUUUGUGUGUGUGUGUUUUUGUUGUCGUUGUUUUUACCAGCGUGAAAAUAACUUUAAUUGGUAUCAAAAAUGCGCCAGUGUGCUGUUGUUAUAGCUACUUCAAUGAAAGCAGUUCAACGAAAAAUAACCAAAAGUGGUGGAAUUUUUACACAAAAUAUCACAAACUGAGUCAGCUGGCAUGCUGAAAUUUUAUCAUCUUGUAACAUAUGGAGUGAGCAUGGAAAAUAUAAUCGUAAUUAUACAGGGUGUUUCAAAAAAAUUUGAUAUUAUUUGAGAUGUAAAUAUCCCAGAAACUAUAUAGUCUAGGCAAAUGAAACCAAACAGGCUUAAUGUUGAGCAAUAUAAGAUUUAGUCCUCAAAAUUUGAAUGAGAAAUUCAAAUGUGGAUUCUAUGAACGAUUUCACAAAUGUUCAAUAUUCGCGCUGCCUGAGACACACAGACAGCCUUCCUCUUUGAACUUUUUGUGCCGUGUCCAAAUCUGCAUUGCAGUUGGUGCAUUUUUAGAGAAUUCUCUCAUAAAUGCACGCUGCACAGUCUUGUUCGACUGUGUUCGAGCGUACUCUAACACACAAAACGCCUUUUCUUUUCCAGUCAAUGGCAUUUCUAUAGCUAAAAAGAUAAAAACAAAAAACAUUAAACAUAAAAUUUUGAUGAGUUUCCACACAUGCUGUUAAAAAUUGAGGUCAAUUGAAUGAGAAUUGGCAAAGUUUUUAGAUUGUGAAAUAUAAAUUUUUUUGAAACACCCAUAUUCAAAAAUGUAGUAAAAUAUAAUAUAAUGAUAAACUACAGCACAGGUCAAAAGUUUAGACACACUCAACUACUAUGAAUGAGUGGGUGUGUCUAAACCUUGGCUGGUACUGUAAAUAGCCACAAUAACUAGGUUUAUUAUCUUAUUGUCUCUCAUAGAUGGCCUUCAUACUUUAGUAACAUCAGCAUGAGCAUUCUUAAAGAUUACUUGUAGGAAUUGUCUGAUUCUAGCUCCAAUUUUCUGCAUAUGAAUCUGUGAAAAUGUCCCCACACGUUUUACAUUUUAAUCUUGAAGCUGCUUUGCUCCUGAUCUCUGAAGCGUCGUCAGACCUAUUAGUACAAUACACUUUGCACAUCUCAUGGUCUCUCUACCAGAGUGAAGUGGCUGAUUUAUUUGCUUUUUUCACACGACCAGUGUUCAUGUUCAGUUUUCUGUGGGUCUCAGAAGCCCUGAAUGUGAAUGUACUGUAAAUCUGCAGGAAAAAAAAAUUAAUUGCUAGGAUUUGCAGGAAAAACAGCAAAGAAGAUCAACCCAGAAAUAUGAUAUGAAGACGCACAAACCUCUAUUGUGUUAUUUGUACACCUUUACUGUAUUUAUUUUGGUGUAUGUUAAUAUAUUGAGCAUUGUUCUAACUGGUGAUGUAAUUUAUCGUAAUGUCUCAGCAUUUUUG
Messenger RNA from Neoarius graeffei (lesser salmon catfish), 4597 nucleotides. Its product is annotated as carbonic anhydrase 4-like. Gene Ontology annotation, molecular function: zinc ion binding; carbonate dehydratase activity. Gene Ontology annotation, cellular component: plasma membrane. The record is from RefSeq and is a predicted model, not a curated record. The coding region runs from base 361 to 1284 and encodes 307 amino acids. Lineage: Eukaryota; Metazoa; Chordata; Actinopteri; Siluriformes; Ariidae. The transcript is spliced from 8 exons.